Molecule: messenger RNA, 2401 nt
Organism: Phyllopteryx taeniolatus (common seadragon)
Lineage: Eukaryota; Metazoa; Chordata; Actinopteri; Syngnathiformes; Syngnathidae
Gene: reep3b
Product: receptor accessory protein 3b
Exons: 8
Coding region: 297-1085 (262 amino acids)
Biological process (GO): endoplasmic reticulum tubular network organization
Cellular component (GO): endoplasmic reticulum tubular network; cytoplasmic microtubule; endoplasmic reticulum membrane
Molecular function (GO): microtubule binding
Source: RefSeq, a predicted model, not a curated record
AGUAGCUGACUGAGUGUCAUUCUGCUGCCAGAAACGUAGAAGCAGGGAACGAGAACGAUAACUCGUGGAAUAAGACAGCGUGUGGCAAAUAACAACAGAAAAGGUCGCGGACGUAUCGAAUUGUACGAUGAGCAGCAGAGCGGGGUAAACAGGAGCAGUAUUUGGGACAAGUCGAGUUGCUGAAGCACAGCUAUCGCGUAGGUCUCUUGGAAGUUUGGGAGCACCAAAGUUCGCUGCGGCUUUGGCUAGCGGACCACUUGGGCCACUUCUCGACCUUUUACGCAGACAAAAGAAAAAUGGUGUCCUGGAUCGUUUCAAGAAGCGUCGUUCUCGUGUUUGGGACCCUGUAUCCUGCAUACUACUCCUACAAAGCUGUCAAGACAAAAAAUGUCAAGGAAUAUGUCCGGUGGAUGAUGUACUGGAUUGUUUUUGCCCUCUACACUGUGGUGGAGACCAUCACUGACCUUACACUGGCAUGGUUUCCCUUGUACUACGAACUGAAGGUAGCAUUUGUAAUCUGGCUCCUAUCCCCUUACACCAGAGGAGCAAGUCUCAUUUACAGGAAAUGUCUGCACCCGCUGCUGUCUUCCAGAGAGAGGGAAAUAGACGAGUAUAUUGUGCAGGCCAAGGAAAAAAGUUAUGAGACCAUGGUGAACUUUGGCAAGCAGGGCCUCAGCAUUGCAGCCACAGCUGCUGUCACUGCGGCUGUCAAGGGUCAGGGUGCUAUCACAGAAAAGCUGCGCAGCUUGAGCAUGCAUGAUCUCACACAGAUCAGUCAGCAAGACGAGAGAGGUGAGAACCAGCUGUAUCGGUACAGCUCCCAUGCUGCCAAUCCAUCCGUCAGACGAGCUCAGAGUGCUGAUGUACAUGAUGAAGCAGAAUACUUUUAUGACCAGAACGACAGGAGCGAUGACGAGACCGAGCCAAUGUUUUCUGAAGAUGAGGCUGUUUCGCAGAAAGGACUGCGGCGGUCUCAGAGUGUGAAGCUGAUGCGUUCCAGAGUCCGCAAAGAUGCUCGGUAUGGCUCACUGAAGAUGAAAGGGAAGAAGAGACCAUCGCUGAACUCCAUAAACUAUGGAAUGUGAAGAGACUUCUUCUGACACAAAAAUACACACACACUACUGAGUCGUGAAAGAUAAUCUGUCUGAAAUCUGACUUGAAUAUUUUUAUAUACAAAAUAUAUUUAUAUACACACAUCACUCAAAAUGGCAUCUGAACAUGGGUGACUAGACUUAUAUCUACUCUAUACGCGUGUGUGUGUAUUUUAGAUCCAUCUGUCUGACGAUCUAACGCUUUAUGACGAACCACGAAAAACGUCAUUCCUGCCGAGGUUGCAAAAUUCCUUGAUGUUAAAUUGAUCAAUUUAAAAAAAAAAAAAAAAAAAAAAAAAAAAAAAAAGUUUGAAGUCAUUUGUCAUUGUUGACAAUAAUGGAGACAACAGACAAACCUGUACAGAACAAAAAUGUAAACGCAACACUAACCCUAAGUGCACAUUUUAGAGUGGCCUUUUAUUGCGGACAAAGACAUUUGAUUGUCUUCUCGGCGUCUUGUUCCGCCACACCGAUGAGAUGGACGGAUUAUCUCAGCAUAGAAGUGCUCGCUGACGCAAUUUGUGAGCAAUAUUUGAGAAAGCCCUUUUUGUGUACACGGAAAAAGUCUUAGAUCGUUAAAUUCAGCUUGUGAAAAAUGGGAACAAAAAGUUUUGCAUUCAUAUCGGACACAAUUUACUUGUAAUAGGUCCUUAACAUGUAUUGUGCUUUUAUUCAUUUUUUUUCUUUUUCAAUUUUGGAUUAGAAGGGCUUUUAUAUUAUUCAUAGCUGUUUUUACAUAUGCAUCUCAUCCAAAGCUUUUUUUUUUUUAAGCUGCUGUUUUGUUGCUUGUCAUCUCAAUAUUUACGUAGUGUAGUUGCAGUUGGACACAAAAAUCCCCCAAAAUUGUUUCAUCUUUGAUAAAUCCUUUUAUUGAUGUAGAUUCUCGUGCAACUCUAAUGGCUUUGUAUCAUUUAAAAUGAGCUACAUUGUCACUGGUUCAGCGGACGGAGGUUGAUGACAAUGCUUUUUAUUACGCCUAUUGGAUAGAUUGUUCACGAGUAUUAUCUCAAAUCAUGCAAUAAAUCGGUAUCCAAUUUUUAUUUUCUUGCCAGGUCGAGUACAAUGAACAUGGUUCAUAAUUACUUUUCAGGUAUUUUGGAGAGUAUCCAAAUAUAGUUACAGUUACAGUUUUUGGGCGAAAUGUCGUAAUCUUGUCGUCAUAGUGUCCAUGCAAUGCACAUCAAUGACUAAUUUUAAGCCAAAGCUUUGUGUACUUAGAGUAGUGUGGCUCAGGUUUUGGAUAAUGUUUUUUGUGGGUUACUGGAUUGUAAAUGUAAUAAAAUCAUACCAGUUUUCUCUGGGCGACGACA